CCACCAUCCUUUUUCCGCUUUGGCCGCUUUAUUGCUUUUCCUCUCUUUCCCUUUGCUGCUUGCUUUGGGGGCCUUUGUUCGAUCGACACAUCCUCCCCGCAUCGAUCAGCGGUUUCUUCAUCGUCAGCGGCAUCUUCUCCCUCCCUUUGCUUCCUUGUUCGCUUGCGCUUUACUGUUAGCAGUCAGUCGCCACCAUCCUCCUCGUCGUCGUCUUCCUCGCCGACCUCUGACCGCCGCCGCUGCGCCCGCUGACAUUUGUCUCCCCAUCCAGCGGCCGCAGAGGAGAACGUUACCUUGCUGGACUGGAUUCGCGUUUAUCUACCCCCAUUGCUCCUGGACCCUGCUUGGGUUUCGCAGCGACGUUGGCUGUUGCUACUCCCUAUCCUUCUCUCCUUUGCCUCUGCUCUGCUCUGCUCUCAGGGUCGCUUUGCUCUGCUGCCAAGAUUGCUCUCAAGCUUCAGAUCGUGGACCCUUCCGGCCGGUUAUUCAGAGUUUCAGUCCCAACUCCCAAUACAUAAAACGCACUUGCUCUAACAAAUUCAGAAAUGGCCGAGGUGAAGCCUGAGGACAUGGUGCAUCAUCAGCCCAUGGACCAGCUCCAGGGCUUCGAGUACUGCAUCGACUCCAAUCCUUCCUGGGGCGAAGGGAUUGCGUUGGGCUUCCAACACUACAUACUGUCCCUGGGCACUGCUGUCAUGAUCCCCACGUUGCUGGUUCCGCUUAUGGGUGGAAAUGAUGAUGACAAGGCCAAGGUGGUUCAAACACUGCUAUUUGUUACCGGGAUCAAGACACUGCUCCAGACGCUAUUUGGCACUCGUCUUCCCACAAUCAUGGGAGGUUCGUACGCGUAUGUGGUUCCGAUCCUCUCCAUAAUCCGUGAUCCCUCAUUCACGCAGAUAGCGGAUGGCCAUACUAGAUUCCUGCAGACUAUGAGAGCCAUACAAGGUUCACUGAUUGUAUCCUCAAGCAUCCAAAUAAUUCUUGGAUAUAGCCAGUUAUGGGCAAUAUGUUCUAGGUUCUUUAGCCCACUUGGGAUGGUUCCCGUGGUUGCAUUGGUGGGGCUUGGCCUUUUCGAGAGAGGAUUCCCAGUGGUUGGGAAAUGCGUGGAGAUUAGUCUUCCAAUGCUUAUCCUCUUUGUUGCGCUUUCCCAGUAUCUCAAGCACGUGAAUAUUCAUCAUGUUCCUGUUUUGGAGAGGUUCUCACUGCUGAUGUGCAUCGCUCUUGUAUGGGUAUAUGCCCACAUCCUCACAGCAAGUGGUGCAUACAAGCACACAGCACUUGUCACCCAGAUCAACUGUCGGACAGACCGUGCCAAUCUCAUAUCUUCAUCACAAUGGAUAAGCAUUCCAUACCCUUUACAAUGGGGUGCACCAACAUUCAGUGCAGACCAUGCAUUCGGUAUGAUGGCUGCGGUGAUGGUUUCUUUAAUAGAGACCACGGGAGCAUUCAAAGCUGCUGCACGAUUGGCUAGUGCGACACCCCCACCAGCAUAUGUCCUGAGCAGAGGCAUUGGGUGGCAGGGCAUUGGCACCCUACUAGAUGGCCUGUUUGGCACUGGGACUGGUUCUACUGUUUCUGUUGAGAACGUUGGUCUCCUAGGGUCAACAAGGGUUGGUAGCAGAAGAGUGAUACAAAUUUCUGCUGGUUUCAUGAUCUUCUUCUCCAUUCUAGGAAAAUUUGGAGCGCUUUUUGCCUCAAUUCCUUUCACAAUAUUUGCUGCCAUUUACUGUGUCAUGUUUGGAAUUGUUGCUGCUGUGGGGCUCUCCUUUAUGCAGUUCACCAACAUGAACUCAAUGCGCAGUCUCUUCAUCAUCGGUGUCUCACUCUUCCUGGGUUUAUCUAUACCAGAGUACUUCUCUCGGUAUUCCACAAGUUCUCAACAAGGCCCAGCGCACACGAAAGCUGGAUGGUUCAAUGACUACAUCAACACUAUCUUCUCAUCACCGCCCACUGUCGCCCUGUUUGUAGCAGUACUCCUUGACAACACACUUGAUGUAAGAGAUGCAGCUAGGGACCGAGGAAUGCCAUGGUGGGCGCGUUUCAGGACAUUCCGUGGCGACAGCAGGAAUGAAGAGUUCUACACUCUGCCUUUCAACCUCAACCGAUUCUUUCCCCCAACAUAAGUCUAAUUGCCAUUGAGAAGAUGCUGCAUGUUAAGUGGUCCACUGAAGCAAGUAUUACCUAACAAUGAGGUUUGCUUUUGACAGAGUAGAACAACAAAAGGUUGGACAAAGGAAGAAUCAGAAUGUCAGAUUGUACAUAAAACCAAAUCGUUUAGGUUUGACCACCAGUGCCAAAUCAGAAUGUCAGAUUUUGAUGUAAUGCGAGUUUAGAGAUCUUAUGAACAAUUCGUUUCAAGCCUUAUAUGCAAGCUAGCUUUUAAACAAUGUUUUCAUGGCUUAGUGGCAUGGUCUGGUGUCUGGUCCCAAAUGCUAUAGAAGAUGUCCAGCUAUUGUAAGAAUUAUUCUUCAUCUCGCAUUUUAGUAUCUAUAUAUUAAUUAAUAGUAGCAUUUCAACU
This is a messenger RNA of Sorghum bicolor (sorghum), 2518 nucleotides long. RefSeq names its product nucleobase-ascorbate transporter 2-like. NCBI's taxonomy places the organism in Eukaryota, Viridiplantae, Streptophyta, Magnoliopsida, Poales, Poaceae. Gene Ontology annotation, cellular component: membrane. Gene Ontology annotation, molecular function: transmembrane transporter activity. Bases 546 to 2123 code for a protein of 525 amino acids. The transcript has 14 exons. The record is from RefSeq and is a predicted model, not a curated record. Gene Ontology annotation, biological process: transmembrane transport.